Messenger RNA from Saccostrea cuccullata (small rock oyster), 1190 nucleotides. Its product is annotated as dynein light chain Tctex-type protein 2B-like. The record is from RefSeq and is a predicted model, not a curated record. Gene Ontology annotation, cellular component: cytoplasm; cytoplasmic dynein complex. NCBI's taxonomy places the organism in Eukaryota, Metazoa, Mollusca, Bivalvia, Ostreida, Ostreidae. Gene Ontology annotation, molecular function: dynein intermediate chain binding. The transcript has a single exon. Gene Ontology annotation, biological process: microtubule-based movement. Bases 381 to 1019 code for a protein of 212 amino acids.
AAAGUUCUUCAAAACAAAGUGCUUGGAUAUAAGAAGAGACUAGUGUAUUAACUUGUUCUAUUUUUAUGUAAAAUUCAAAAAGAUUAAGAGCCAUAAUCGUUUAAAUCCAGGCCCGUAAGUUUUGGUUAAUCCUUGCCUUGGUAUCUAAGAGUAAAACUCGGUGACACUGUGAUUAAAGCAAAUAGCCAACACUGCUAAGUACUGCCUGGUCAAAAAUCACAUGUUGUGGACACCGGACAAUCUUUUUGUUUCUGUUGUCAAAGAAGUGAAGCAUUGAUUUGAAUGUUUGUUUCAAAACAUCAGAGUGAAAAUUCCAAUUCAAAAUCUUCACAGCAAGUUGAUGUUUAUGUGGAGAAAAAGCUAAGGUUUUGCCUAAGAGAAUGUCAAAAUACAGACGGACAUCCACAGCCCCUUCGAGAGACUCUUUCGAACACUUGGAUACUUUAAAGCCUAGUGUGAGUAUAUCAGAACCAAUGUUGAAGAUACCAAUGCAAGAACGACGAAAGAGCAUGCAGCCAACCAAUCGUUCGACAGGAGGUUCUGGGAAUUCUAUUCAAGGGGUGAUGGGAGCAAGACGGUAUAGUAGGAGAUUGUCAUCGAAAACCCGAAUGAAGAGAGAAGAUACACAGGGAUCUUCCUUAAAUAUACAAUCUGUGAAUAUAAAACAAUUAGAACCCACAUACAAAUUGGAACCAGAUGUAAAAUUUUCGGCGAAAUCGGUGGAAGAUAUCAUUAAAGAUAUACUUAAUCGCAGAUUGCAGGACUAUAAGUAUGACAGAGCGCAAACGCCUGUUUUUGGAAAGAUUUUAAGUGACGACAUCAAAGAAAGGGUAAAAAGGUUAAAUUUUGACCGUUACAAGAUCGUAUGUUAUCUUGUGAUUGGUGAAAACAGAGGUCAAGGCCUUCAAAUGUCCAGCAGAUGCCAAUGGUUUCCGAAUACCGACACAUUUGCCUCCUACAAUUACAAGAAUGCAAGUUUGUUCUGUUCAUGCACCGUUUACGGGAUAUAUGCAGAAUGAAUUUAAAACAUUAUAUAGAAAAUUCAUAAACAUAUUUAUUUAUUAUUACAAGUCAAUAUAAAUGUAUGAUUAUCAUAUCAGUAUGUGCAAAUUCAGUGAAAUUCCUUGAAUUUUUUUCUCAGAGUCCUUCGUAUGUUUCUACAUGUAUUCUUCUGAUGUAGGUUUUAGAAU